AAGAUCUGCACUGUGGUGCAGGGGCGACAUGGCUUUGAUCAUUGUGAAAUAGUGCCUUACGUACAUCUAACGGAACACACUCUUCCCCUGGUAAGCCAGCCUAGGGCGUCGUAGUUCUACACCACUAUGCUGUAGUGUAAGGGCACAUCAUGGGAGGCGUCAGUCCCUAAAAAAGGGUUACAUAUAUAUAAUAUAUUACAGGAGCUAUAUCAAGAUACAAAAGGAACUGCUAAAAAUAUGAUACUUUUUGUCUUAUUUAAAAAAAAAAAACAACAGAUAACAGCAUGUUACUCUGACGGUUCAAUGUAGGCCUAGAGAUAGAAAAAGAUGUAGCCCUUGAGUUGUGCAUUUUCAUAACUAAAUAUUAUAUAUAUUAUAUUAUGCCCCCCUCCCCCACAUCACAUGGUGCGUCGUAGUGAGGAAGGAGCAGAGGUUUGGUAACAUAUUCACUAAAAAAAACUGCUGAUUUACUUGUUUUCAAAAUUUUCUCUCGCGAUUCCAAAACGUGUUCAUGUUUUCUUUGUCUUUUCCAUUUUUUGCCCACUUCCCCAUCUGUCUAUCUGACCCACAACUCUACUCUUGUAUCCAUCCAGUCUCUCAGCGGACGAUAACAAGUUGGUGAAAUGGCGUUGUCGCAAAAAGGGAGAGCGCUAGUCCCAACAACAAUGUCGUAUGCCGGUUAUGGUAGUGCUGACAGGCAGGUGGGGUUGUUGACCGUAGAUGAUAUGCCUGAGCUUCUGAAGGAACCUUACAUUCACACAGGGUACCGCCCAGUUGGCCUCCCUUGGACAUAUUAUUUGUACAGCACAAUUAGGGUAGGCUCAAACCCAUUUUCCUUUCUUUUUUUUUUUUAAAAUUUAAAUUUUAAAACCCCCCCCCCUUUUUUUUUUUUUUUUUUUUCGGGCCAAUGGUUCUCAACUUGUGCGCUUCUCCACGUCCGCUCCAAGAAAUUCCAAAACACUAUUAACUUUUAAGGUUGGGGGGGGGGGAUGUCUAAGAGGCUCCUCGAUAGAAAUUAAUUACAAAAAGUCGAGUCAAAAUGGCUGGGAACUACUGAUCUAGGCUAUCACAGCAUAAGAAUUCCCAUUCGUCGUGUCAUAAAUUAUUUGUUUCAUAACCGUGUCUAUUAAUUAAUUAAUUUUCUGAAACAUUUCUUUUUGCAUUCGUCUUUUAUAUCUUAAUAAAAUAAAAGCAUUUGCUAUUUUUAAAAAGAGUUAAGCGAAACCAGCUCCUAUAUUGAAGUAGGGCCAACAAUAAUAAAGUUUCCAUAGUCUUUACAGAACUGUCUCUCAAGUUAGGAAAUGUCCGGAUAUGAGAGAAAAUAAACACUUUGUUGGGUUUGGGCUCGGGCUUUCGGGUGGGGUUUUAGUUUUAAGUUGAAUAAAGCACUGGAUUUAUCAAUGAGCCGAUUUGUGGAAUAUGUUUGGUUCAUUUAAAGUGUCAGCUGAAUUGUAAAUUUGUUGAUUUCGACUUGUAACUUUGUCUUGGCAUCAGCUACACAAUGAAACUGUCAACGUUUGGACACACCUGGGUGGCUUCCUCCUAGUUUUAGUACGGCUUUUAAUAUUCUUUAACGGAGGCGGUGAGCUCAGCGAGAAAACUUCUUGGCCUGUCCUAGGCUAUGGCGUGUGUAGCCUAGUCAACUUGGUAGCAAGCACCGGAGGUAGGUUUAGUUAAUCUGGUAGCCAGUACUGUAGGUAGGUCUGGUUAAUCUGGUAGCCAGUACUGUAUGUAGGUCUAGUUAAUCUGGUAGCCAUUACUGUAUGUAGGUCUAGUCAAUCUGGUAGCCAGUACUGUAUGUAGGUCUAGUUAAUCUGGUAGCCAGUACUGUAUGUAGGUCUAGUUAAUCUGGUAGCCAGUACUGUAUGUAGGUCUAGUUAAUCUGGUAGCCAGUACUGUAUGUAGGUCUAGUCAACUUGGUAGCCAGUACUGUAUGUAGGUCUAGUUAAUCUGGCAGCCAGUACUGUAUGUAGGUCUAGUUAAUCUGGUAGCCAGUACUGUAUGUAGCUCUAGUUAAUCGAGUAGAAAGUACUGGAAGUAGGUUUAGUUAAUCUGGUAGCAACUACUGGGAGUAAGUUUUACAGUCGAUAUGUUUGAUCAAUAUGUCCAUACUUGAAAUGGGGUUUCACGUCAAAGACUCUUAGCUCUAGUAAGGAGUUUAGUUAAAAUAUUUUCAUCCUGGAUGAUGUUGAAGAAUUGCUGAAGCGAAUUGAGUUUGGCACCAUAAAUGGAACACUUACGAAGAAUGUAAUUCCCAGGCCCCACCUAGGCAACACGUUAUUCCCAGGCCACACCUUGGCAACCCGUCAUUCCCAGGCCCCACUUUGGCAACCCGUCAUUCCCAGACCCCACCUUGGCAACCCGUCAUUCCCAGGCCCUACCUUGCCAACCCGUCAUUCCCAGGCCCCACCUUGGCAACCCGUCAUUCCCAGGCCCCACCUUGGCAACCCGUCAUUCCCAGGCCCCACCUUGGCAACCCGUCAUUCCCAGGCCCCACCUUGGCGACCCGUCAUUCCCAGCCCCCACCUUGGCAACCCGUCAUUCCCAGGCCCCACCUUGGCAACCCGUCAUUCUCAGGCCCCACCUUGGCAACCCGUCAUUCCCAGGCCCCACCUUGGCAACCCGUCAUUCCCAGGCCCCACCUUGGCAACUCUUUAUUUCCAGGCCCCACCUUGGCAACCCAUCAUUACCAGGCCCCACCUUGAAAACCCGUCAUUCCCAGGCCCUAUCUUGGCUACCAAUCAUUACCAGGCCCCACCUUGGCAACCUGUUGACCCGUCAUUCCCAGGCCACACCUUGGCAACCCGUCAUUCCCGGCCACACCUUGGCAACCCGCCAUUCCCAGGCCCCACCUUGGCAACCCAUCAUUACCAGGCCCCACCUUGGCAACCUGUCAUUCCCAGGCCCUACCUUGGCUACCCGUCAUUCCCAGGCCACACCUUGGCAACCCGUCAUUCCCAGGCCCCACCUUGGCAACCCGGUGUGGUAUUUGAGGCCGAGAGCCUUCCAACACAACAAAUUCUGUGGCCGGGGGUAUUGCCUGAAAGAUUAUUUUUCUACAUUUCAAUUUAUUCAUUUUUAUCGUAGCCGAAAAUGUUUACGACCCACACUAUGAUUACGACCACACUAUGAUUACGACCACACAAUGAUUACGGCCCACACUAUAUAUGAUUACGACCCACACUAUGACUCAAGUCUAAACCCAAAUACACACAAAAUCUAAUACCCUUAGAGCAGCGGUUCUCAACUUGUGGGUCGCGACCCCUUUGGGGGUCGAACGACUCUUACACGGGGGUCGCCUAAGACCAUCGGAAAACACAUAUUGAUGAAGUAGCGAGGAAAAUAAUUUUAUAGUUGGGGGGUCACCACAACAUGAGGAAAUGUAUUAACGGGUUCGCGGCAUUAGGACGGUUGAGAACCACUGCCCUUUGAGUUUAAGUCAACGUUGUAAUCCUGUUGUAUGGUUUGCCCCACAUUGCAGCCCAUCUCCUACACUCCAAAUCUCAAUGGCACCAUUACGUGCUCUUUCUUAUGGACUACAUGGGCGUCACCAUCUUCUGCUUCGGUUCUGGCAUUGCUACAAUGUACGCCAUUGCCACCACGAGCUACCAUGAGAUUAUGUACGUUUGCUUCCUGCCCAUCAAUGUACUCUUGAGUUGGGUAGCUUUUUUCACCUGCUGCCUAGCUAAACUCCGUCUCACUCACCAGCAUGUAAGUAAUAGGUUUGAGAACUCAGGAUGCAAGGGGUAGGUUUGAUGCAUCAGGAUUUAAGUAGCAGGUUGAGACAUCAGGAUGUAACUAAUGGGUCUGAGACAUCAGGAUGUAAGUAGUAGGUUGAGACAUCAGGAUGUAAGUAGCCGGUUUGAGGCAUCAGGAUGUAAGUAGCAGUUUUUAGACAUCAGGAUGUAAGUAGUACGUUUGAGACAUCAUGAUGUAAGAAGUAGGUUUUAUACAUCAGGAUGUAAGUAAUGGGUUUGAGACAUCAGGAUGUAAGUAGUAGGUUUGAGACAUCAGGAUGUAAGUAGUUGGUUUCAGGAAUCAGGUGUAAGUAGCAGGUUUGAGAAUCAGGAUGUACGUAGUAGUUUUGAGACAUCAGGAUGUAAGUAGCAGAUUUUAGACAUCAGGAUGUAAGUAGCAGGUUUUAGAAAUCAGGAUGUCAGUAAUACGUUUGAGAAUCAUGAUGUAAGUACAAGGUUGAGGCAUCAGAAUGUAAGUAGCAGGUUUGAGGAAUCAGGUGUAAGUAGCAGGUUUGAGACUUCAUGAUGUAAGAAGAAGGUUUUAUAAAUCAGGAUGUAAGUAAUGGGUUUGAGACAUCAGGAUGUAAGUAAUGGAUUUGAGACAUCUGAAUGUAAUUAGUAGGUUGAGACAUCAGGAUGUAAGUAGUAGGUUUGAGACAUCAGGAUGUAAGAAGAAGGUUUUAUACAUCAGGAUGGAAGUAGAAAGUUUGAGACGUCAGGAUGUAAGUAGUGGAUUUGAGACAUCAGGAUGUAAUUAGUAGGUUUGAGAGGAACGUACAGCUCCCUUUACGGUGGGGUGAGGUAACGCAACACCAUCCCCGGAGAGGAAGAGAAGCCGCUCCAACCCAACGUCCAGACCGUACGACUCAUUGGGCAAGGGGGGUGGUGACGCAAAACUGUCCCCUCAUGAGUGGAAGCAAACUACCCAGCACUCCUUUUACUCGAGACCGUGUUGCAUGGCCGGAGCCCCCAGGGACUACUAGGCCAUGUUUCAAGGCCGACCUCCUUAGAGUAAUGAACUUUAUUAGUAGGUUUGAGACAUCAGGAUGUAAGUAGUAGGUUUGAGACAUCAGAAUGUAAGUAGUAGGUUGAGACAUCAGGAUGUAAGUAAUGUGUCUGAGACAUCAGGAUAUAAGUGGUAUGUUUGAGACAUCAGGAUGUAAGUAGUAGAGUUUAGACAUUAGAAUGUAAGUAGAAGUUUUGAGACAUCAUGAUAUAAUUAGUGGGUUUGAAACUGCAAGAUUUUAAGUUGUAGGUUUGACACAGCAUAUCAAAAUGUAAGUAAAUAGGAGGUUUGACAGAUCACACCAUGAUGUAAGUAGGACGAUGUAAGUCUAAACAUCACAUCAUGGUGUAAGUAAAGGGCCUCGUUUUCGCUACUUGUUCGAAACCACAAUGCUACUAAUAAUAUACAUUUGAGAAUACGUCAAUCGAUAGUCAAGAAAACUUUGAUAACAAAUUGAAAACUAAAUCAAAAUAUAAGAACAAAAUAACAUUUAUUUUACAAUAUGACCAACCAUACGAGUAUGUGCCUGACAUUUUUUUUCCCUUUGUGUAGAAGAAAAUUUUAUUUAAUUAAAAUUCAAACCAUCUUUCUGUCCUCAAGUCUAAGAGAAAAGCCUUGAUGUUGUUAGGAGUGGCCACCCAGGGAGUGUUUGUUGCAACCCCAAUUUUAUCCCGCUACUACCAGUGUAUGCAAGAGCCCGACUGCGCAUACUCGUCCCUCAAUCACCUUGGCCUCGUUUUGACGCUCACCGCGCUCUGCGCGAUCACGUUCGCCUGCCAAAUCCCCGAGAGUUUACUCCCUGGCGGAUUUGACUUAUUCGGCCACGGCCACCAGAUCUUUCACGUCCUGGCCGUGAUGGCCAUGCUAGCAAUGAUCGGAGCCAUGGACAAGGACAUCAACGUGAUGGGCGUCAGCCAGAAAUUGGAACCCAACUUUGUUCACUUAACUUUAUCGCUAGCUGUUCUCGUAGCCCUUGAAGUUGUGACGCUCAUUUAUUGUGUCCAGCGUUCUGUGAUUCCGUGUGUUAAUAGGGACGCGACCUCAGACGUCACGCCAGAGCCGCCUGCCGUGGUGCAUCCUUGCCAUUCCUGCCUACCCGCGGUAGCGGAGAGACAGCCGUCUGAAGAAGAUCUUUGCGAAUACUUUCAGUUGCUCUUUGGUGAUGCUGAAAACAAAAAACACAACUAAGGCUGAGAAAAACUAGAAAACAUAAAUUGAUUCAUCUUUCAGAUCCAUGCCAUGUCUUGGUUUCUUCGUGUGGAGAGUGGUAUAAGCCUUGAUCUCAUAGUUUCUUCCAAAUCUCAACCAGUUAUGUUUUUCAUAAAAUAAUAAACAUUUUACUUCGAUCAUUUCAAUGGAUUUUCAAUAAAAAAUAUAUGCAUAAUAGUUAAUGUCUUUAAAAUAUAAAUUUAUUAUAAGAAAACACCGCGAUUCAACUUGGGACUCCAAGAAAUGUAACUCAUUUCCUUAAUUAUUGCUUUAUAGGAAGUAAACAUGUAGUGUGCGAUAGAGGGGCAGUGUGCGAUAAAGGUGUAGUGUGCCAUUGAGGGGAAGUGUCUAUAGAGGGAUUUGACUUUUGGAUCAUCUGUGCAAUAGCAGGCCUAAUUAUAAAAAAAUUUGUGUAACUUGAUAUUUACAUGGUGUGCUAAAAUAAUUAUUUUCUAGCUUAAAAAUUUUGUGAUAGGUACUAUUGAAGGCCCGGUAUAAGAUUUGCAUACAUCUAUACAAUAAAAUGUCUAUGUGUCUGAUGGUAAACAUUAACUAUUUCAAGAAUGGCUUACCAACGGUAGCUUUAUAGCUCUACCAAUACGAUCUACUUCUAUUUCUGCC
Molecule: messenger RNA, 6573 nt
Organism: Lymnaea stagnalis (great pond snail)
Lineage: Eukaryota; Metazoa; Mollusca; Gastropoda; Lymnaeidae
Source: the annotation of a GenBank genome assembly